This is a messenger RNA of Coregonus clupeaformis (lake whitefish), 3810 nucleotides long. It is a transcript of the gene dis3l, whose product is annotated as DIS3 like exosome 3'-5' exoribonuclease. Gene Ontology annotation, biological process: rRNA catabolic process. Gene Ontology annotation, molecular function: RNA binding; 3'-5'-RNA exonuclease activity. Gene Ontology annotation, cellular component: cytoplasmic exosome (RNase complex). NCBI's taxonomy places the organism in Eukaryota, Metazoa, Chordata, Actinopteri, Salmoniformes, Salmonidae. The record is from RefSeq and is a predicted model, not a curated record.
UUGAAUGGAUUGUUUACAACUUCUGAAUCGGUUCCCGCUUGUCUUGUCAACAGCAGCUUAUCUGUCAAAAACAAGCGUUUUCUAUGAAGCGGGGUGACAAUGAUUAAGACCGAGAAGGUGUUGCAUUUGAAGAGUUCCCGAGGACGGAAGGUCCGUGUGGUUCGGGAACAUUAUUUGAGAGAACAUGUUCCCUGCUACAGCUCUCUCUGUCAGGCACAAUGCGCCAACGAAGGCAAGGUGUUGUCUGGAGAGGUGACUCACUAUGUGGUGCCUGAUGCAGGCGUGGCGAGGGACUUUAUGGAGAUUCUGGAGUUUAGAGAGAUCCAGGGGAUAGUGUUCACUCAGACUGCCUGCCAGGCUGUCCAACACAGCAGAGGACGCAGGCAGUACAAUCGGCUGCGCAGCUUGCUGAAGGACCCCCGUCAUGACUGUAUCCUGUUUGCCAACGAGUUCCAGGAGUAUUCCUACUGCCCCAGAGAAAAGGGAGAGCCGCAGGACAAAUGGCAGACCAGGUGUGUGUACCACGCUGCAGUGUGGUACCAUGACCACCUGGCAGGUAUGAAGCCAGUAGUGAUGAUCACUGAAGACCAGACCGCUGUGGCAGAGUACAGCAGCCUCAACUGUGGUGUCUACAUCCUGUCUACACAGGAGUACCUGCAGACGUUCUGGCCGGAGCUGCAGGCUGCCCAGGAGCUGUACUGCUCCAUCGCUCAGUCCCUGCGGGAGAGAGGGAGCGAGGGGACGGAGAGAGAGUACACUGAACACCUGCCUGCCGAGGUCCUGGAGGCUGGCAUUAAGUCUGGCCGAUACAUACAGGGCACUCUGAAUGUGAACAAGCACAGGGCCCAGCAUGAAGCCUUCGUCCGCUUUGAGGGCUCUUCCAACAAGAACUCAGAGCUGAACAGUGAUGUGCUGGUGUGUGGGGGGAAGAAUCGUAACCGGGCGGUGCAUGGCGAUAUGGUUGCCGUGGAGCUGUUGCCGAAGGGGGAGUGGAGAGGGAGAACCACGGCCCUGACGGAGGGACAGGGGGAGGAGAAGGGAGACGAGACGCAGAGCCAACCCAUGUUCACAGGUCGUGUGGUGGGGAUCCUUCAGAGGAACUGGAGGGACUAUGUCGUGACCUUUCCCCCCAAGGAGGAGACCCAAUCACAGAGCAGGAACUCCCAGCGUAUCCUGGCCACGCCCUGGGACCAACGCAUCCCCAAGAUCCGCAUCAGCACCCAACAGGCUGACAAACUGCAGGAUCACCGUGUGAUAGUGCGUCUGGACUCGUGGGACAGCACCUCCCUCUACCCGAACGGACACAGUGUCAGGGUGCUGGGCCGGGCUGGGGAGCUGGAGACUGAGGUCCAAACCAUCCUCAUAGAGAACUGUAUCCACGUACCUCCUUUCUCUGAGGCGCAGCUUGGCGAGAUGCCAGUGUCCUCCCCUGAGAGCCCCUGGUCAGUGGACCCUGCUGAGGUGAUUACCAGACGGGACCUGAGACAAACCCACCUGGUUUUCAGCAUCGACCCUCGGGGCUGUGAGGACGUAGACGACACCCUGUCCGUACGCAGCCUCCCCCCCGGCCAGGGGGGGUCAAGGUUAGAGCUGGGCGUCCACAUCGCUGACGUCACACACUUUGUUAAAGAGGGGUCGCUGACGGACCUGGAGGCCCGCGCUAGGGCCACCACCUACUACCUGGCCGACCGGAGGUAUGACAUGCUGCCUGCCGUCCUCAGUGCUGACCUCUGCUCUCUGCUGGGAGGGGUGGACAGGUAUGCCGUGAGCGUAAUGUGGGACUUGGAUGCCCAGACUCUGGCGGUGAACAAGGUGUGGUACGGUCGCACACUAAUCCGCUCCUCCUACCAGCUUUACUAUGAACUGGCCCAGGCUCUGCUCAAUGGAGAGGAGGCUGAGGUCCCAGAACUAGCCCAGCUACCCCCUGGGGAGAGGGAUGCCAAGCUGGCCCAGCUCACCCAGGCCCUGGAGACCCUCACCCACGUCGCCAGACGCCUGCGUGGCCAGAGGGACAGGGGGGGAGCGUUGGAGCUGGAGGGGGUAGAGGUGAGGGCGCAGCUGGAUGAGGACAAGAACAUCACAGCCCUGGUGCCCAGACAGCCCCUGGAGGUCCAUGAGACGGUGGCAGAGUGUAUGAUCUAUGCCAACCACUGGGUGGCCCGUAAGAUCCAGGAGAGUUUCCCCCAGCAGGCCUUGCUGCGCCACCACCCGCCCCCACGCCAGGAGUUCUUCAACCAGCUACAGGACAGUGCCCGGGCACGCGGAUUCACCAUAGACACCAGGUCAAACAAGGCCCUGGCUGACUCUCUGGACCGGGCCGUGGACCCCCGGGACCCUCUGGUGAACCGGUUGCUGAGGGUGAUGGCUACCAUGGCCAUGUCUAACGCUCUCUACUUCUCUACCGGAGCCUGCCCUGUCGACCAGUACUAUCACUAUGGUCUGGCUCUGGACCGAUACACCCACUUCACCUCUCCCAUCCGUCGCUAUGCCGACAUGAUCGUCCACCGCCUGCUCACUGCAGCCAUCGCCAUGGAGAAGGGGGCGGGGCCAGCCAAGGUCUUAGCCAGUAACAAAGAGCUGGAGGAGGUGGCUCAGCAAAUCAACAACAAGAACAGGGCAGCGCAGCACGCCCAGAAGGUGUCCACAGAGCUGUUCCAGUGUCUCUACUUCAGAGACAAAGACCCAGAGACAGAGGCAUCAGUAGAGCUGGUGCGCGCCUUCAUACACAGAAGAGUCAUACGGCAGAUACUGGUCUUCAUACCACAGUAUGGCCUGAAGGGGGCAGUGUACCUGAAGAACAGAGAGGGCCAGGUGGUGAGCGAGAGACAGGACGGAGGAUGUGACUGGCAGACUGGUUCUCUACAGAGAUACCUGGACCACAUCAGUACCACUACUGCUGCUGGCACCUCCACCUUCAACCUGUUCCAACACAUCACUGUGCGUAUCUCAGUACAACCAUCACGUUGUCACUCAAACACACUACGUCUGGAAGUGGUCAGCAACAGGCCCCACCAGGCCCCCGAGACUCAGGCCCAGCCCCUCCAGCCCCAGGGGGCUAGGGGCCGGUCCCAGCUGGUCCAGGAGGUGGUUCGGCAGGCAGAGGAGGCCUCUCAACAGGCGGAGGAGAAGAGGUGCCGGGCCCCCAAACUGUCCAAGGAGGAGAGGGAGUUCAGGCAGAGUAAAAGCCCCAACCUCUACUCUCUCCUGGAGGAGGUCAGGGAGAUGGCCUUGCUGGACCUGGCUGCCUGUGGAGGAGCAGGAGGUGGUGGAGAUCUGGGAGCAGCUGCUCAGGCUUGUGCUACGUCAGCAUAGACGAGGUGGAGAAGUAGGAGGAGGAACAGGUCUGGGAACAGCUGCUCAGCCCUGCGAUACAUCAACAUAGAACUACAUGCAACUUUAACACUGAUUCUGGGUCAGAUUAUUGUGGAGGAGGGGAAGCAGGAGGAGGCACAUCCUUAGUCUUAUUUAGAAAAUGAACAGUGGAUUGAAGUUGGGAGAUGAGAUGGAUGCAUGUAUUAUUGUAUACAUGAAUACACACGGAUUCAGGAGCAGCUCUCAACAGGGCAGGUACCAUAGAAACAACACCUGGAACAAGCAGCAGCGCUGGUUUUAACUCAACAGGACAGGUACCAUAGAAACAACACCUGGAACAAGCAGCAGCGCUGGUUUUAACUCAACAGGACAGGUACCAUAGAAUCAACACCUGGAACAAGCAGCAGCGCUGGUUUUAACUCAACAGGACAGGUACCAUAGAAACAACACCUGGAACAAGCAGCAGCGCUGGUUUUAACUCAACAGGACAGGUACCAU